Anthonomus grandis grandis is the source of this 638-nucleotide messenger RNA. RefSeq lists its product as uncharacterized. Bases 38 to 580 code for a protein of 180 amino acids. Lineage: Eukaryota; Metazoa; Arthropoda; Insecta; Coleoptera; Curculionidae. The transcript is spliced from 7 exons. The record is from RefSeq and is a predicted model, not a curated record.
CAUACCCGUGGAAACUAAUAACAAAAGAGUAGCAACGAUGAUGGUCGCGAGAACGGGAUGGUUCGACGAGCUUAUCGUGAUUUUAAUUGUGAUUUUCUUAAAUGGUGCGCGGAGUGUACCCCAGCCUUGUCCUCAGUUUUUACCGGUGACGGUGGUACAGUCGGAGCAACCCUCGAAUAUUGUCAAUUUGAGGACACAAUUGAAGGUGCAGGAUGGGGUUAAGGAGGAGCCCGAUAGCCAUGGUAACUACUUUGUGGUGUCACUUGGUGAUGAUUUACCCGAUGCUGCUGAUCCGGGUAGGCUUCCUAUAAAUACCCGUAGCGACCCAUUUCUUCCGGGGAUGCAUGAGGUAUCGUCUGCUAAGCCCGGAAUAAAGGGACUGACUACUACAAAAAAGCGUAGAAGGGCGAGGCCUAAAGAGGCCAAGAAGUUGAUCCUGAGCCAGAACUCGUUAUGGUCCCUAAGGUCAAUUAACGAUCACCCGGCCGAGGAAGUCCUUAUGACCGACAAAGCCUCAGCCGCGAGGGACCUUAAGGACAGCACCGAGAGCUCUAUCGUAGCGGUUAAAACGCUCAAUUAAUUAAUUAUAAUUAAUUAAUUAAUUAAAAUAAAAAAUUAAAAUUUUAAUUAGGAAAAAA